Messenger RNA from Protopolystoma xenopodis, 1989 nucleotides. Lineage: Eukaryota; Metazoa; Platyhelminthes; Monogenea; Polystomatidea; Polystomatidae. The record is from the annotation of a GenBank genome assembly.
CCGGAUUAUACACCCGAUUCAAAAGCGGAAUUUCUCGCCUAUGGCCUGGGCCUUUCUCCAGGGCUCAGACGGAAGCAUCAUCAACAUCAACUUCUUUUGGUCAUUGUGCGCCAGUCCGAGGUUGAUGCUUCUCGUAGGAUUCGUAAAUCCCCAUUAACUGCUUUAUCAAUGGAACAGAUGACCAGUUCUACUACUGGUAGUUUCCAAAAAAGACGUCCUUCUGAAUUACCUAUCAGCUCAGUUCAGACUAGUCCAUCUUGUCUUGCAAGCCCAUGCAUGUCUUUCAUGUCAGGAGAACCCAUCUCUUCAGUGCCCUCUAAUUCUGUGAAAAAACCUACUUGCCAGGACUCUGACCUGCGUCCUACUUUGUCUCCCCUUACUCGAAGCUCAUGUGUCAUCAGUCCAAUUGAAGCUCCAGAAUCCUGUCCCAUCCCAUCUUUUUCCGUUUCCAACUUUUCGGGGGUAGCAAGCAUUUUAAAAAAGAAUUUAAUUUCGGCUCCAUCUGCCAAAGUUUGCCGCACUAGUGGGAAGAUUAGCCAAGACAAAGAUGAUCGUGCCAUUCUUCCCCACAGAGCGGAACCUGCUGUAUCAUUUUCGCCAACCAUCUCAGGCUCUAUUAAUUCGAUGGCCCCAAUCGAAGUCAAUUCAACUUCUUCCGCUGGUAGUCUUGUCUGUCACACCAGUGAUUCGUCUUGCUUCAGUUGGCAUAUAAAUCCUCUGCAACAUUCCACUGGGCCUGGGAUUCCAGGUCUUAGCAGUCCAUCUAAAAUUGGACAACUAGAUGAUGUCGCCUUACUUAGGGACAUUGACCAGCACAAUGACAUGUUAGAGGAGCCUGGAAGCUCCGAGACUGAUCAAGUUAGUCCCGAUAAACCUAUCUCAGAUUCCCAGCCCUCCGAUAUACCUUCCCUAUCUGGAGACACAAACACCCUAUUUUCCCGCCUUCCUCGAUGUCCGAAACUCAACAGCCAUAUUCGUGCACGUUCCAAAGAUGAUAGGGAUGAUCGGGAUCGCGAUGAUCGUUGCUUGCUCACUCAGGAUCUUGAUUUGCGUCAACCCGUUGCACUUAAACGACCUGCUACGUUGGCUGCUGAGUCAUCCAUCACACAUCCUUCAAUGCCAUCAUCAAGCUUGCCUCUUAAUGUAAACUCGUUUUCAGGAAAAUCUGAAAUUUCGGCUAAGCGAGUCUGCCCUUCUGGUUCCAUCUCAGGGCCCGAUCAAGAUAAAGCAAAUUUAGUCAUCGACAUGGACUAUCGCGUCCCCGGGCCUACAAACACAUGCCUGACUUCUAUUGAACUUGAGGGUGGCAAUGUUGCUCAACCUGAAGCCAUUUUUCCUGAGGAGGACCUCGAUCUCCGUCGACCAGCGUAUGAUCCCCGACUUCCUGAUACCACUCCCAAGAAGUUUUUCCCUCAUUCAACUAGUGCUCAAUUUAGCCCGAAGUCCCAAUCUCCGUCACCACCUGCACAUUCUUCUUCUCAGUCGAUUUCAGUUGAUGGACUUCAUCUUCCUCCCUCGAGAGCUAUUUUUGAAAUCGUAACCAAGGAAGUUUCUUCUCGUAGGGAAAAAAUGACAACUGAUCGCUCGAGCCCAGUUGGCUGGCAUGCAGCAUACGGCAAAUGCCAAUUUGAUGGUCAGCCGAACCAGAUAUCUGGGAAUCGGGAUGGGCAUCAGCGAGCCAACUUAUCAAACCACUCACAUUAUAAUUAUAGAUCAGCUCGCCAUUUUUCGUCUGCUUAUCCUGUAAACAGAUUUAAUCGAGAUACUCCUGUCUCGCAUUAUCCUACAUCCCCACCUCAGCACAUUAUUCCUCCAUACUCUUCUCCACCUUGCUCCUUUCCACGGCCAUCUUACUCUGAUCAUUAUGGAUCACGUGAUCACCGUGUACACCCCCAGUCUCGCUGGCCCCAUCCUCAUUCUUUUUAUUCUUCCCAUCUGGAGCCCACGACCAAAUCGCUCCCAUGGCAUCGAUCAAGCCCACGCCACUGA